Messenger RNA from Talaromyces stipitatus ATCC 10500, 1755 nucleotides. Its product is annotated as protein RDR1, putative. The transcript is spliced from 2 exons. The coding region runs from base 1 to 1755 and encodes 584 amino acids. Gene Ontology annotation, biological process: DNA-templated transcription; regulation of DNA-templated transcription; response to xenobiotic stimulus. The record is from RefSeq and is a predicted model, not a curated record. Gene Ontology annotation, molecular function: DNA binding; zinc ion binding; DNA-binding transcription factor activity, RNA polymerase II-specific. NCBI's taxonomy places the organism in Eukaryota, Fungi, Ascomycota, Eurotiomycetes, Eurotiales, Trichocomaceae.
AUGGAUCGUGGUGCCCCGUCGGAACAAGUGCACCGGCGCCGGACUAGACUUGCCUGCGCACCAUGCAAAAUCCGGAAACGAAAAUGCAACGGAGAAAGUCCCUGUGCUUCCUGUAUUCGUUACGAUUACGAGUGCUAUUAUGACCGACCAGUUCGAACAAGGAAGGCUGCGACAGCACUCCAACGACAGCAGCGUCCACAGGUCAAUGUCCAGGGCACAUCGUCUCAGGAACCAGUUACAAACGACAAUGCAGUCAGUGUUGAAAAUCAUAGCGAGACUAAUACUCCAGUUACUACCAGCGAUCGGUACAUGGAAGCAAACGCGGGAGUGGUCUUCCCGCGUACUUUCGGCUUGAAACUGAACUCCAGAAAUAAUGCACAAAAUGGGGAUUGCCCGGGCUGGAACUUGGGUAUCCGCCAUAAUCCGCGCCGGUCCGAGAAAAGUGUCACUUGGAUUUUGGCAUAUGGUGCGUGGAAGGUGUUAUGCAACGUAUAUGCACAACACGUCCACCCAAUCUACGGCUUUCUAGACUUGCAAUCACUGUACGCGACUGCACAGCGACGAUGGGAAGACCCGCACGCCACCAAUGAGUAUGACAGUGUCUUCUGCGGUGUUGCAGCAUUGGGUUCCUUGUUUUCACCUCAAGCGAACUGGGAACAGGAGCGCCAUCUUGUCGAAUGUGCCAAGGAGAUACUUGAAACUUCUGGCACUAUCGCUAAUCCCUCCUUCCAAGACGCCGCAGGUUGGCUCUUGCGUACGCUAUACCUGCGAUGUAGUAGUUCUCCACACGCGGCAUGGAUGGCCAGUUGCAUUUCACUUCAUAUUGUGGAGGCAAUGGGUUUACAUCAGGAAUCUGCUACUGGUACGGUUUCGUUGGUUUAUGCUGACACUGCGACUCCAUUACCAGUUGGCAUAGGACAUGCUUGGGACGUGGAGACACAGACACGAAUAUUCUGGAUUGCGAAGCUCUUGAAUACAUGGAUUUCGUUCGAAUACGGAAGGUCCCGGAUCAUCCUUCAUGGAGAAUCUUGCCCUCUACCAAAAGUUGAGGAUCGUGGGAAUGAUCAUACCUCUGCCAUGAUAUCACUAUUCCAACUUUCCGAGGACCUCGACCCUAACAAAGAUAUACCAGCCACAGUUCUGGAAGACAGUCUGAAACAAUUAGAAAGCUAUGACUUUGGGGUUGACGCAUUGACUCUUUCACAAAGUGUUCUAGCCUUUACCAUUUACCGACGGCUUCAACUUCUCGGUUUAGGUGUCAACAAGACUGUAAUUGAACACGUAAUCAGCCUUGGACGUCGUGGUCUGGAGGCUUCCCGCCGAUGCGUUGAUGCAAAUCAUCCCUGGUGGCACGUCAACAACGUCCCUUUUCAAUUCACAUGUAUCCUAUUGGCAAUCGAUACGCCCGAAUCCCUGUUUCACGUCCGCGAUUCGAUUACACUUCUAAAAAAGACUGCUUGUCAUUUUGGAACUGCGAAAUCUCAUCAAGCAUUCGAGACGAUUGAUAUGUUGGUCCGUCUAUCGUUGAGUAGGAAGGAACAGGAAGCCAUUGUAUUGAAGGGGAGCAUCCUCGCAGGUGAAAGUUGCCACCCUGAGAUACAACAGCAGCAGCAGCAAUCUCUUGCACCGGACGGUACAGCUCAUAACGGCGAUAGACCUUUGCAACAUGAUAAUCCAAAUGGUCUUACUAACUUACCUGAUAUAGUCAACUCUACGGAUUGGGAGCGGCAUUUUUCUAAGCAUGCUAUGACAUGA